UUGAGCCCUGAUGCUGAGCUGGGUCAUCUAAUAAAAUUGAAUUGCCAAUGUAAUGCAUAUAAGUGUGUGACAUAAAUGACCGUUUUAUACGUCAGGGAGAAGAAAAAUCAUUCAGCUAUAGAUAGGAUGGGAAUGCAGACAGAGGGAAUGAGCACAGUGGACAUGAUCCAAGAUCACGUUGGGAGCUUAAAUAUACUAAGAACCAUUACAAAUAAAAUUCCAUUAUUAAUCUGCCUCACCCAUUGUCCAUUGUUGCUUCUCUUUCCAUUGACCCAAGAGCUCAAGAGAGCUGAGCCAAAAGAAUUCAAUGUAGAUUUACCGCAAAAGAUUAAAAUUGUGCUCUGUCUAUGUGUGUGCAUUGGUGCGUUUUGAUUAUUUUUCCCCUUUCCUUUCCUUUUUUUUUUUAAAUGUGCUGGGAGUUUGCUCUGCCAUCGCAUCUGCCCUUGUGUCAUGCGUAUUAGCAUUAGAGCAUGCCACAACACUGUGCCAAGGGUGUUCUUGCACAUUUAAUUACUUCACUAUUACACUCCAAAUUCAAUUUUAAGCUCUUGCCAAAUAGGAGCGGUGGUGAAUGUCAUAGUGCAUGCGGACCCCAAGAUUUAAGGGGCACAGCCGUCCUCCAGGAGAUGACAUUUUACUGAUAUACCUAAGGACGGGGAGUAAGCAAGGCAGGGUAAAGGGAGAGAGAAAGACAUUGAAGCACAAAAAAAUGGUGAUGGGAAAUAAACGAGUCAGAGAGAAAUAAGCUGCAAGGGAGAGAGGGAGAGAGCGAGAGAGAGAGAAAGAGAGAGAGAGAGUUUUAGUAUCCCACACUGGCUGUGUGACUGGCAGUAAGCUCUGUGUUCUGAUCCGGCCCCACUGAUGGGGUUUCAUGCUUGUAGGCAGUGUUGAUGAUUUGGAAAGCAACAUAGGUUUCCAAGCCUCAUCUUGAAAAAAAAAUGACCUUAUUGGCCAACCAAAUGACAAUAAGAACAUCUCAUCUCAGCUUCAAUGACAGCUAAUGGAGCCUGAACAAGGGUCAGUCACAAGAACCCAAAAGGGGAGAUAAAAACAAAAACAAAACAGGACGGCGAACUCAAGUGCUCAAAGGACACCUGGCAGAUAUGACAGUGAUACUGGUGUGUUGCCUUCUCUCCCUCCUCUCUCUGUCACGUGCCUGUCCCAAAGAGUGCAGCUGCAACACAAACACCAAAGCUGUGGACUGCCGGGGUCGAGGCCUGUACGACAUUCCCCGACGAUUACAUCCAGACACCCAAGAAUUAUAUCUCCAAGACAAUCGCAUCAGGGGCCUCGGAUCGAUGGCUUUUCGAGAAAUACCCUUGGUUCGCGUUCUCAAUCUAUCAAAUAAUUCCAUAACAUCCGUUUCUCCAACUGCUCUUCUGGGGCUCCGAACGCUUCAACAUCUCAGUCUUGCCCACAACAGCCUGAGAGAGCUCGAUAAGAGGUUGUUUGGACCCAUUCACUCACUGUCACACCUUGACCUUUCACACAACAGCCUGUGGGGUUUGUCCGGAGCCAUGGGAGAACAUUUGAGGAACCUGAGCCACCUGGGGCUCGCCCACAACAGGCUAACACGAUUAGACCGAUCGGUGCUGGAGGCCUUGGCCCACCUUGACAGUCUCACACUACGAGGCAACCCGUGGAAGUGUGACUGCCACCUUAUAGGCCUCAAACUGUGGCUGGAGACCUACCUCUUCAAAGGUGGAGUGGUGGAUGAGGUGCUUUGCAGCCAGCCCAUAGAAAUGAGAGACAGAGAUCUGCAGAAGGUCCCUUACCAGCUCUUUCAUGCCUGCAUGACCACGAGCUACCAUUACUUGUUUGCCAACAUUCAUCAUCUGGAAUCGGAGAGGCUGCUGCGAGGCCACAUGCAUGGCAACCAUGCUCAUCCUUCAAGCCAUGCGCUCCAUGUCCCCAUGGCAAUGGGGGAGGGCUUCGGUGGCGGAGGGGUGAAUAUCCCAGAGUGUGAGACGAAGCAACGGCAGCGGCCGGUCAACCUACGCCACGCGAUCGCCACAGUCAUCAUCACCGGCGUCGUGUGCGGCAUCGUGUGUCUGAUGAUGCUGGCUGCAGCAGUAUAUGGUUGCGCCUAUGCCGCCAUCAUGGCCAAAUAUCAGCGGGAGCUGAAGAAAAACGAGGAGCUGGCAGCGGCCCGUGCGGCCGAUCAUGCCAGGCUAGAUGAGAAGGAACCACUGGAGAAUGCCAUUGCCUAAAAGAUGACGACACAAACUUCAAACUUGGGCUUCAGCCCUUUAACCUCGUCACCGCGGGACGACAUAUUUGUGUGGAUCUGCUGUGAGGGGAAGAAGAGUGUGAAAAUUAGUCACGUUCGUGUGACUUGACAUUUUCUGAAACUUAGGUAGCUAAUUAAAUUCCGCAGAUAUUUGACUAUGCACUGAAAAGAACUGGAACUCUAUGCCAAUUCAAUGGGGAAGGCCAAAGUGUUACGAUGAGUAUAUUCCAUUUUUUGUGAUACAGUCAUAUCACAGAUACAGUA
This is a messenger RNA of Hippocampus zosterae (dwarf seahorse), 2494 nucleotides long. RefSeq names its product leucine-rich repeat and transmembrane domain-containing protein 1 (gene lrtm1). The transcript has 4 exons. The coding region runs from base 1104 to 2210 and encodes 368 amino acids. Gene Ontology annotation, molecular function: protein binding. The record is from RefSeq and is a predicted model, not a curated record. Lineage: Eukaryota; Metazoa; Chordata; Actinopteri; Syngnathiformes; Syngnathidae.